Molecule: messenger RNA, 1233 nt
Organism: Silurus meridionalis
Lineage: Eukaryota; Metazoa; Chordata; Actinopteri; Siluriformes; Siluridae
Exons: 3
Coding region: 1-1233 (410 amino acids)
Source: RefSeq, a predicted model, not a curated record
AUGCGGGAAUGUUAUGGGCGAUGGUAUGAGAUGAAGAAAAUCUGGGACGAACACAAAAACAUUUACACUCCAAAAAGAGUAUUGAAGGGUAUUCCAAAACCCAGGACCCCAAAGGAUUCUGGUCUUUUAACUCCCAUACCACUCUCCAUUUCUCUCGCUAAACCGCCGCCUUAUUCGGGGAAGGGAAAAAAGGUAUUGCCCAAUGCGCCUGACCGUAACCCCAAACCACCUCCAGUGGCUAAUAUGUAUCCAUCGCUAGCCGCGAUGAAGGUCUCCGACGCAGGAGAAACAUCAGCCAAGAAAAACCCAAAGAAGGGGCUAAAAAAGAAACCCAAGGACGAGGAAUCUAGUGAUUCCAGUUCCGACUCUAGCUCUGACAGCUCAGACGAUGACAGUGACCCUGAUGAUGUUGGUCCCGAUGCUGGGACGCUUCCCGAUCCUCCCCCGUGGAAUGCAGCAUGUGUAUGGGUAGCUAAACCCUCAGGAGUACAGGUUACUCCGCCUUCACCAUCUGCUCUGAAAGAUAUCAUUAUUCGUAACUGUCAGCUGACUGGCGCAGAUUAUAGAUUCAUCUUGCAAAGUAAACUAGGCGAUAGUUAUGACGAGGAUAGUUUGCUUGGACACGUCCCGGUGUUAAAAUAUCCGAAUGACGAAGUAGUUAAUGAGGAGAUAAAGGAGGAGGAGGAGGGGGGAGAGGCGGCAGGAGGAGCAGAAGAAGGAGUAAGGCCGCGUAGAAAGAAGAAAACAACACGGGGCGUUGUCACCCCAUGCGUCAGCCCAUACAACACACCGGUUAAUCCUGUUCCAAAACCAGAUGGCUCGUGGAGAUUCACCCAAGAUCUGCGAAAAAUAAACGAACUGAUUAUUCCAGUCGCACCAAUUGUCCCUGACGUCUCCUCCGUCAUAGCCUCAAUUCCAUGUACUCAUACAGUCUUUUCUGUGAUUGACCUCUGUUCUGCUUUCUUCAGUGUUCCUGUAGGGAAGGAGACGCAGCCUCUCUUUGCCUUCACACACAGGGGGCAGCAGUACACGUGGACUAGGCUGCCACAGGGGUAUAUCGAUUCCCCCGCGGUCUUCGCGACCACGGUCAAGAACGCCCUGUCGAGCCUCUGUCUCCCCCCUGAUUCAGUGGUUCUACAGUACGCUGAUGAUCUCCUGGUAACUGCUACCGACUAUGACACCUGCCAGGCGUACACUGGCCCUACUCAAGCACCUGGCUGCAGAGGGUUUUAA